CCAGCAGGGACUCGUGCCUGGACUCCAGUCGAGCACAGCUGCGAGACUUGGAGCACUGAACGAGGACUUGGUUGUGUUGUGCUGUGUGGCUGCUGGCAGCAGUUCUUGGUGCCCAUCCCACAGCAUCGCUUGUGUGCCCCUGGCCCUGCCUGGCUCAGGCAGCUGGGGCUCUGUGGGGUGUGCUUGCAGCAGUGGAGUUUGUGACACCUUCUGCCUGCUGCAGCGCCACUGAGGGGAGCAGCUUCCUGACCUCAGCUCUCCCCAGCCCACCGCUCAGCCCAGGGCCAUGGAGGUGCCGUCAGACUGGACCUGCCCCAUCUGUGGGCACAGUCAAGGCGAUGUUGCCUACACGACCCCCUGUCUCCACCAACUUUGCUAUGGCUGUGCGCUCUGGUGGGCAAGGAAAAAGCCAAGUUGUGCCAUAUGUGGGCACAAGAUCUGGACCAUCCGAUGCUCAGUGAGGUCGGAUGACGAUUACAUUGAGUGCCCUGUCCCGCAGCCCGCAGCGCACUCAGGUUAUGGCCUGCAGGGAGAGCAGGAGCCUACAGAGCCAAUCCUCCUGCCUCCAGAGUACAGCUUCCCACCUGAGAUCUGGGCUGCUUUUUUCCAAGAACACCCACAAGACCUCAGGCCCCUGCUCCAGUGGCUCCAAAAAGAAAUCAGGAGCAUGACCGUUGAUGGGUGGUGGGAGGUGCACGCAAGGCAGAGCAUCGUUCUAGGCUUCCUGUGCAAGUAUGGGCUCGAUGAGGCAGCCUUGCAGCAGGAGCUGCAGCUGAGUUUUAGAGGCCUUACGGGGCGCUUUGUGAGGAGGCUCAUCAUCAUCGCCACAGCCCUGUAUGGACCAGAGAUCCGCCGGCAGCAGGACCACCAGGACGCCCGUGCUGCGGGAGGGCACGACAGCCCCACAGCCACUCCCAGCCCCGUCACCUUCCGUCAGGAGCCUCCUGCCUCUGGCCCAGGCCACUCCAUCAAUCUUGCAGGCCCUGGCACUGAGGAGCUCCCCACUGUCCCCCGUGGGGCUCCUGGGCACCCCACCACUGCCACUGUGUCCUCAGAGGAGAAGCCGCAAGAGGAGCUGGGGCAGGUGGAAGCUGUGGGCUCCUCUGCCCAGGGGAGGAACCGCUCGCCUCGGAGGCCCCGGCGCCCCCUGAAGAGGACGGCCCGCGGCAGCCCCCAGGACUCAUCCCCACCACGCAAGAGGCCGCCCCAGCAGCAGCACUAGACCAGCACCCACUGGUGGGCAGAGCAUGGCUCAGGUGGGCUCGAAGGCCAAC
Numida meleagris (helmeted guineafowl) is the source of this 1274-nucleotide messenger RNA. RefSeq lists its product as uncharacterized. Gene Ontology annotation, molecular function: metal ion binding; ubiquitin protein ligase activity. The transcript is spliced from 2 exons. The coding region runs from base 287 to 1222 and encodes 311 amino acids. Gene Ontology annotation, biological process: protein polyubiquitination; protein monoubiquitination. The record is from RefSeq and is a predicted model, not a curated record. Lineage: Eukaryota; Metazoa; Chordata; Aves; Galliformes; Numididae.